Molecule: messenger RNA, 640 nt
Organism: Cyanistes caeruleus (blue tit)
Lineage: Eukaryota; Metazoa; Chordata; Aves; Passeriformes; Paridae
Source: RefSeq, a predicted model, not a curated record
UUUCCCGUAGAGAAGCACCUGGUGCUGCUGCGGGACGGCCGGACGCUCAUCGGGUUCCUGCGCAGCAUCGACCAGUUCGCGAACUUGGUGUUGCACCAGACCGUGGAGCGCAUCCACGUGGGCAAGAAGUAUGGGGACAUCCCUCGGGGCAUCUUCGUGGUGAGGGGCGAGAAUGUGGUGCUGCUGGGGGAAAUUGACCUGGAGAAGGAGAGCGACACACCUCUGCAGCAGGUGUCCAUCGAGGAGAUCCUGGAGGAGCAGCGGGUGGAGCAGCAGGCCAAGCAGGAGUCAGAGAAGCUGAAGGUGCAGGCGCUGAAGGAGCGGGGCCUGUCGGUGCCGCGGGCGGACACGCUGGAUGAGUACUGAGCUGCUGCUCCGUCACCCCCGGGCAGGGACAGGCUUCCAUGGAAAGGCAGGUUUUCAUUUUCAGAUUGUAUUUUCCGUGGUGCUGGUAACUGUUCACAAAUCAUGCCUUUAGUCUCCUUCAGGAGAAGGAGACGAGGAGGGCCCAGCGCACUGGGAGUGCAAGCAUUUGUUUUUGGGAGGCAAAUCAUUGCUCCUUGGGUUUGUUUGCUUUCUCCUCCUCACGUGACUCUGGGUGAGACUUUUCCUUGACAUGUAAAUAAAUCCUUGAUCCUGA